Puntigrus tetrazona (Sumatra barb) is the source of this 1792-nucleotide messenger RNA. Its product is annotated as E3 ubiquitin-protein ligase rnf168-like. Gene Ontology annotation, molecular function: nucleosome binding; ubiquitin-protein transferase activity. Gene Ontology annotation, cellular component: nucleus; site of double-strand break. The record is from RefSeq and is a predicted model, not a curated record. The transcript is spliced from 7 exons. Bases 22 to 1455 code for a protein of 477 amino acids. NCBI's taxonomy places the organism in Eukaryota, Metazoa, Chordata, Actinopteri, Cypriniformes, Cyprinidae. Gene Ontology annotation, biological process: double-strand break repair; protein ubiquitination.
CGUUGGCGCUCAUGGCUUCACAUGCGCGAGUGGGAGGGAGCAAAUUUCCCGGGAUUUUGGGGCCUGGAAAUAAACAAAAUGCCGCCUGUGUCUGGACUGGACACCGGCCCGGCUGAAGAAUGCUCCGGGGGUCUUAAACGCUCGGACUGCGUUUGUCCGGUUUGUCUGGACAUAUUCCUGGAGCCCGUCACUUUGCCCUGCACGCACACCUUCUGCAAACCAUGCUUUCUGGAAACCGUGGACAAAUCCAACAUGUGCUGUCCGCUUUGCCGAAAACGCGUGUCCACUUGGGCGCGACUCAACAGCCGCAACAAGACCUUGGUGAACAUGGAGCUGUGGAGACGAAUACAGGACGCUUUCCCCACUCAGUGUGAGCGGAGAGUGCAGGGCAUCGAGGAGGAGGAUGAUGCUGUAACCAUUCCGAGGCCGCGUGUGUGUCAGCCGGGAGAGCUGAGGAAAGAGUAUGAGGAUCAGAUCAGUAAGCUGGUGGAGGAGAAGCGAGCUCUAGAGGAAGCAGAGAGGAGAGCCAGUGAGGAGUACAUCCAGCGCCUCCUGGCUGAGGAGGAGGAACGGAUAGCGGAGGAGAGGAGGAGACGAGAGGAGCAGCAGCUGGAGAACGAUGAGAAACUGGCCAGAAUGCUGAGCCAAGAGCUGAAUUCAGGACCAGUCUCUGAAACAUCAUGGACCGCCAAACCAGCUGAUAAUACACCGGCGAAGAAAACAAAGCCAAACAUAGGCGACAUUGAGAAGUUUUUGCGUCCAGUGUCUCAUAAACAGCCGAGCAGUUCUGACAGCAGCCCAGACUCCUCUCUGAUGGCUAAUAAGGAGAACAUUCUGAGCCCUCUAAAACCCCUCUCAGCCCAAUCUCUGGAGGGCACAAGCAAACUGAGCUCAUCUAUGCUGGACUACAGCGGGAAACCCUCCACCUCCGGCUCCAGCUGCUCAGAGCACACUUUUGUUUUUAACAGUCCGAACGGCAGCUCGCUGAAAAGGAAGAGUUCAGAGGUGGAACUUCAGACUGAAGCAGAUCUGCUCAUUAAGAGGCCCUGUGAGUCUCCUUCAACCGACAGCACGUUUCUGUCUGAAGUGGUGUGGCACGAGGAGGCCUUACAGAUUCGCUGGCAGCAAGAGGAGGAGGACCGCAGAAUGGCCAUGCGUCUCCAGAAGCAGCUGGAUCGCGAAAACUCUGUGGACCGCAGGAAGGGUACAGCCGACGGCUAUCCGCUUCGGCAAAAACCUUCCACGAGCACAAACCCAGACGAGGAAAACUCCAGAAAGAGGCCUACUUCGAGGAACAGCACGGGACGCAGGGACAGCGAGAAAACCGAAAAGAGACUUUCUGCAGCCACCCCUGGGAAGAGCCCUGCUUCUUCUCCUACGACUGCCUCGCCUGCUUUGAAGAAGGGGGCGAAGCAGACCACCCUUACCGAGAUGUUCCCCAACCUCAGCAGCUGAAUGUUGCUCUACUUCUUUUAUCUGGUUUCUUAUUCGGCAUUCAGACUUGAAGCUCUUUUUAGGUGCUGCGCUGCUACUAAAGGACGUCCUGUAACCGAUUUCUGUUGUCUUUUUCGGUUCCUGGUCGCAUGUUGCUAACACUCCUUCAGUGCCUUUCCAAGGAGGGUCAUACUGUAAAGUCAUGAUGAAAGUUUCAUUUCCUAGAGUGUUUUAUAGUCAUGACUAACUUAGAGUUUGAAGUGGUGUUAAUGCUGCAGAACAACUUCAUUUUGUAAGCAUUUGCAGGCAUUUCACUUUGGUUAAAUAAAAGGAAAGUUUGGUUUAAAAAAAAAAAAAA